Messenger RNA from Paramuricea clavata, 1489 nucleotides. The record is from the annotation of a GenBank genome assembly. Lineage: Eukaryota; Metazoa; Cnidaria; Anthozoa; Malacalcyonacea; Plexauridae.
AUGGCCCCAGCGGCAUUCCAAAGAUUCAUGGAAAGCUUUUUGGAUGACUUGCGCGACACAAUAUGUAUAUCGUAUCUUGAUGACGUCAUCGUAUUUAGUGUCACGUUCGAGGAUCAUGUAGAACAUCUUCGGAAGGUAUUUCAGCGUUUAAGGCAACAUGGGGUAAAGCUAAAACCCCCAAAGUGUAAGUUGUUCGAGAGAGAAGUAGUGUUUUUGGGACGUAUUGUUUCAGAAAGCGGUUAUCGAAUGGAUCCUGCAGGGUAGAGGUUAUCCACAAUUUGAAGUCGUCCCAUCCAGAAAACGUUGGUGAUAUUAGGCGUUUAAUGGGACUGCUAAAUUGCUAUCGGAGAUACAUUCCAAAUUUCUCUAGAAAAGCGAAACCAAUAUACGAUCUAAUUAAGAGUGACGGUGUAGAGACAGGAAAUAGCAAACGUGAUAUGAAAUCGAAAGGACAGUUACCUUCUAGUACUAUUGUGCAAUGGACUAACGAUCAUCAACUCAUCCUUGAAGACCUGUUAGAUCAUUUGGUUGACCCACCUGUGAUGGCUUACCCAGAUUUUACCAAACCGUUUAUUGUGUGCACUGACGCGCCUGAAGAGGGACUGGGAGCCGUCAUGUACCAAAGUCAAAACGGUGAAACAAGAGUUAUUGCGUAUGCUUCUCGAAGCUUGAUACCCGCCGAAAGAAAUUACCAUCACCAUUCGGGCAAGUUGGAAUUUCUUGCACUUAAAGUGGGCGGUCUGUGACCAUUUUCGGGACUAUUUGUAUUAUGCCUCGGAAUUUACAGUCUAUACUGACGACAACCCACUCACGUACAUCUUGUCUUCUGCAAAACUUAAUGCAACGGGUUUACGUUGGAUCGAAGAACUGGCAGAUUUCAAUUUUACUAUCAAGUACCGCCCCGGUAAAGUGAACACUGAUGCAGAUGCGCUGUCAAGGUUGUUGGCAAAUGUCGAUAGUUACAUGGAGAUGUGCACCGAGGAAAUUGCAAUGGAUUCUCUCCAAGCCGUAGAAUCAUCAAUUUGGGAACAGCAAGCGAGUAACAUCAGCUGGAUCACAGCUUUUACUACAAAUCAGGAUGUGUUAGAAGAAGAUAUGAAGCACAUUAACAGUGUUUCCAUGAACACCAUUUCUUGUGACGAGAUUGCACUUGCCCAAAGAGACGACACAGAAAUUAGCAAAGUGAUCAAUGGACUGAAUCGAAAGAGAGACCUACUUUGGAAAAAACAUCUAGUGAAUCACGCUAUACAUGGUACCUCCCGCACGAGUGGAACAAGUUGGAAUUGGACAAACAUGGAUUACUUCGGAGAAAAAGUGGUUUGAAGAAUCAAAUAGUCUUACCUAAAAAGCUUCAUUGGUUGGUGUACGAGGACGUUCACGAGAAAAUGGGCCACUUAGGAGCAGAUAGGGUACUAGAACUUGCCCGUUCUCGGUUCUAUUGGCCGCACAUGCAGAGAGAUGUAGAAUCAUACAUUUCACAUAAAUGUCG